Molecule: messenger RNA, 2464 nt
Organism: Salvia miltiorrhiza (redroot sage)
Lineage: Eukaryota; Viridiplantae; Streptophyta; Magnoliopsida; Lamiales; Lamiaceae
Product: ARM REPEAT PROTEIN INTERACTING WITH ABF2-like
Exons: 19
Coding region: 104-2227 (707 amino acids)
Molecular function (GO): protein binding
Source: RefSeq, a predicted model, not a curated record
UCGACACUUUUAUUAUCGAAUAAACUUCUUUUCAUCUCCUUGAUUUCCCAAAACACCCCUCCUUCCCUUCGCCCACACAACCAAAUUUCUCAUCUCUUCCCCCAUGGAGAACAGGAGCCACAACUCCGGCCGCCGCCAACGCGACGAGCCGCCGGCGACGAGGCGGAGCCUCAGGAGGAAGCUUAACGAGGCCGGAACCGCCGACCAUCACUCGCCUCUCGAUUUGCAUCAGGAGCUUGUGUGCCAAAUCCGUGCUCAGCUUGAGAUCCUCGAUUCCGCCUUCUCUUCCACGGAGGAAAGUCGCGAAUCCGCCAAAAAUGCACUCGCCGUCCUCUCUGAGCUCGCGAAGAACGAGAAUGCAGUGAAUGUGAUUGUGGAUUGUACGGCGGUUCCGUCACUGGUCAAGCAUCUGCAGACUCCACCGCCUUUGAGAGAGGGAGGCACUGAUCCGAUACCAUAUGAACAUGAAGUGGAGAAAGCGAGUGCCUUCGUGGUCGGGCUUCUUGCUGUCAAGCCAGAGCAUCAGCAACUCAUUGCCGAUGCAGGGGCCAUACCACAUCUUGUUGAUCUGUUAAAAAGGCAUAAAGAUGGGCUAAACUCUCGAGCAGUGAAUGGGGUCCUUAGGAGAGCCGCUGAGGCAAUAACUAAUCUAGCUCAUGAGAAUAGCAGAAUCAAAACCCAUAUUAGGCUUGAGGGUGGUAUUCCUCCCCUUGUCGAGUUGCUUGAAUUUCCUGACACUAAGGUGCAGAGAGCAGCAGCUGGAUCUCUUCGAACACUUGCCUUUAAAAACGACGAGAACAAAAAUCAGAUUGUGGAGUGCAAUGCUCUACCCACUCUAAUAUUAAUGCUGCAGUCUGAAGAUUCUGCUGUACACUAUGAAGCGGUUGGUGUAAUUGGAAAUCUGGUGCACUCAUCUCCCAACAUUAAGAAAGAAGUUCUUGCUGCUGGAGCUUUGCAGCCUGUCAUUUGUUUACUCAGCUCUUCUUGUGCUGAGACCCAACGAGAAGCUGCUUUGUUGCUUGGGCAAUUUGCUGCUGCAGAUUCAGACUGUAAGGUUCAUAUUGUUCAAAGAGGUGCUGUUUUGCCAUUAAUUGAAAUGCUUCAGUCACCUGAUAUUCAGUUGAAGGAGAUGUCAGCCUUUGCUCUAGGGAGGUUAGCUCAGGAUACCCACAACCAAGCUGGUAUAGCCCACAGUGGUGGAGUAUCUCCAUUACUGAAGCUCCUUGAGUCGAAAAAUGGAUUUCUGCAACAUAAUGCAGCUUUUGCUCUUUAUGGACUCUCUGACAAUGAGGACAAUGUUGCAGAUCUUGUUAGGAUCGGGGGAGUUCAGAAGCUUCAAGAUGGCGAAUUUAAUGUUCAACCUACUAGAGAUUGUGUAGCCAAAACGCUGAAACGACUUGAAGAGAAGAUUAAAGGACGGGUAUUAAGCCAUUUAUUGUAUAUGAUGCGUGUGGGAGAGAAAAAUAUCCAAAGACGAGUGGCUUUGGCUCUGGCACAUCUUUGUUCUCCAGUUGACCUAAAAAAUAUCUUCAUUGAAAAAAAUGGACUGAUGCUGCUCGUGGAGCUUCUGGAAUCAACUGACUCAAAACAUAAAAAAGAUAGUUCUAUGGCUUUAUGGAGUUUGGCCAACAAAGCCAACUCGCUUUCUCCAGUGGAAACAGCUCCUCCUUCCCCAAUAGUUCAGGUGUAUUUGGGUGAGCAAUACGUAAAUGAUUCUAGAUUGUCUGAUGUGACAUUUUUAGUUGAAGGGAAACAGUUCUAUGCACACAGAAUUUGUUUGCUUGCUUCUUCUGAUGCAUUUCGUGCCAUGUUUGAUGGUGGUUACCGGGAGAGGGAUGCUAAGGAUAUAGAGAUUCCUAACAUCAGAUGGGAUGUCUUCGAGUUGAUGAUGAGGUACAUAUACACAGGAUCAGUUGAGGUCAACUUAGACAUUGCACAAGACCUUCUACGGGCUGCGGAUCAGUAUCUAUUAGAGGGUCUGAAACGUCUGUGCGAAUACACCAUAGCACAGGAUAUAUCCGUGGAGAAUGUCUCUCUCAUGUAUGAGUUGUCUGAAGCAUUCAAUGCCACGUCUCUGAGGCAUGCUUGCAUAUUGUUCAUCCUGGAAAACUACGACAAACUAUAUGUCAUGCCAUGGUACUGUGAGCUGAUCCAACGUAUUUUACCAGAGAUUCGCAAUUACUUUGUGAGAGUUCUUACAAGGCCAGUUCAUGCUGAAGUGAGCUAAAUAGGUUUGUUUUGAUCACCGACCAAAUUGGUGCUGCGGAAGGAUGUACAGAUAUGGGCUAGUUUCCCCUCAGGCGUUAGUUGACAGAUUCUCAUUUUUUGGAAUGACUAAUUUUUUUAUAAAUAGUUGAAUCUAAGGGUGUGCUUCAAUGUGGUUGGGUUGGGCAAGAAACCAAACGGUAAAUGAUUAGGUUUUUGGUAUAAAGAAGAAAUGCAUUCAAUGAACUUUACCAGAAAA